Messenger RNA from Apaloderma vittatum (bar-tailed trogon), 177 nucleotides. It is a transcript of the gene TOMM5, whose product is annotated as translocase of outer mitochondrial membrane 5 homolog (yeast). The transcript is spliced from 2 exons. Bases 1 to 177 code for a protein of 58 amino acids. Gene Ontology annotation, cellular component: mitochondrial outer membrane translocase complex. The record is from RefSeq and is a predicted model, not a curated record. Lineage: Eukaryota; Metazoa; Chordata; Aves; Trogoniformes; Trogonidae.
AUGCAUGAUACAAAUGAGCAACGUGAACCCGUGAUUUUGAGCAUUCUGAGUUUUUGCAUUCACUUUGGGAUUAAAGAAAUGCAUUACAAUGUCCUUACUUCCACCCACAACUUCCUCAUCUACGUCACACUGCUGUGGAUCACUCCUUUCACCCUGAAGAAGCUGGACAGUAUAUGA